Messenger RNA from Cyphellophora attinorum, 597 nucleotides. RefSeq names its product ADP-ribosylation factor-like protein 1. NCBI's taxonomy places the organism in Eukaryota, Fungi, Ascomycota, Eurotiomycetes, Chaetothyriales, Cyphellophoraceae. Gene Ontology annotation, biological process: vesicle-mediated transport; intracellular protein transport. The transcript is spliced from 5 exons. Bases 1 to 597 code for a protein of 198 amino acids. Gene Ontology annotation, cellular component: Golgi apparatus; cytoplasm. Gene Ontology annotation, molecular function: GTP binding; GTPase activity. The record is from RefSeq and is a predicted model, not a curated record.
AUGGGCGGCCAGAUAUCUAAACUCUUCUCCGGGUUGUUCUUCGGCAAGAAGGAUAUUCGAAUUUUGAUAUUGGGUUUGGAUAAUGCAGGAAAGACAACAUUACUCUACAGAUUGAAGGCAAGUCGUGCACUGUCUGGGUACACAUGGGAGCAGUCCUCUGAUUUGGCACGAACAGAUUGGCGAAGUGGUCACGACAAUACCUACAAUUGGAUUCAACGUCGAUACGGCAAGUUGAACUUUGACGUUUGGGAUUUGGGCGGUCAGACUUCCAUUAGACCGUACUGGCGGUCAUACUAUGCCAACACAGCUGCUGUCAUUUUCGUGGUUGACUCGACCGACAUCGAGCGGUUAGAAAUUGCUGCAGACGAGUUGAAAAAUAUGUUGAACGAGGAGGAGCUUAAAGAUGCUGCUCUGUUGGUAUUUGCGAACAAGCAGGAUCAGCCUGGCGCUCAAGGUGCUGGAGAAAUAUCAGAAGCAUUAAGCCUUGGUGAGCUGCGAGAUCGAAAUUGGAGUAUUGUUGCUUGUUCUGUCAUCGACGGCAAGGGCAUCAGCGAGGGCAUGGAUUGGCUCGUGCAGACAGUUCAGUCUGAAUCAUAA